AUGAACCCAGACCGCAGUUGGAUGUAUACGAGACAUGACAGAGGCUUCCUGCCGCUUGAUUUUUUCCCUAAUCUUGAAGAGUUCGUGAAUUUUGCUGUACAACAUCCCGAGUGUAUGAGUGGGGAAGAGAUAAAAUGCCCAUGUUCUAGGACAAAAUGUAGAAAUACAAAUUUUCGAGAUGUCGAAGUUGUGAAACUACAUGUCUUGCAGUCUGGGUUUGUUCCAGAUUACUAUGUCUGGAUUCACCACGGUGAGGUGAAUGUCCCUCCUGUAGUUCAGCAGCCGGCUAAUGAAUACGAUUACUAUAAUGCGGGAGGGGGAGAUUUAAACUAUGGCCAGAGAAUGGUUAUUGAUGCUGCUGGUCCCGAAGUUUUUGAGGAAGAGACCCCGAAUGACGAAGCUCGGAAGUUUUUUGAUAUGAUGAGUGCGGCAGAAGAAGAAAUAUGGCCCGGAAAUAGCAAACACUCACCCCUGUCCGCAUCUGUUGAAAUUUUGGAUAUUAAGUGUCGACAUCAGGGGUCGAUAUCUUUGAUUGAUGACACCUGCCGUUUAAUACAAGAACUGCUUCCAGAGAACAACAAAAUGCCGAAAAAUUUUGCUAAUAUCAAGAAGCUGGUGAAAGGUCUCGGGUUGCCGGUCGAGGUUAUUGAUUGCUGUUUCCACAACUUUAUUGUGACGCCGUAUAAUCUGCCUCCUGGCAUGUGCAUGAAGGAUGAGUUUAUGUUUCUAACAAUACUUGUCCCGGGACCCGGUAAUCCAAAAAACCAUAUGGAUAUUUUCCUGCAGCCAUUAAUAGCGGAGUUGAAUCAGUUGUGGGAAUCUGGAAUCCGGACAUAUGACAUUCAAAAACGGCAGAAUUUUCAAAUGAGGGCGGCGCUUAUGUGGACAAUUAAUGACUUUCCCGCGUAUUCAAUGUUGUCCGGUUGGAGCACAUCAGGAAGAUUGGCAUGUCCGCAUUGUAUGGAAAAUACUGAGGCUUUCACGUUGCCCGAGAGUGGAAAACAAUCGUGGUUUGAUUGCCACAGAAAGUUUUUACCUACAGGUCACCAUUUCCGUCGGAAUGUUACCGAAUUCCGAAAAGGCAAACAAGUUAGACAUCAAUUUGGAGGUGUGAGGACUGGAGAUGAAGUGUUAGCAGAGGUGGACGGUUUGGGGUUUAAGAGGGCCUAUGAGAAUGAUGCUAAGGCUACGAAUGAUGAACUAUCUAAAGGCCGUGGCUGGAACCGAAAAAGUAUAUUUUGGGAUUUACCGUAUUGGAGGACAAAUGUGAUCCGCCAUAAUCUCGAUGUCAUGCAUAUUGAGAAAAAUGUAUUUGACAACGUUUUCAAUACCGUGCUCAAUGUACCUGGUAAGACGAAAGAUACGGCAAAAUCUCGGGCAGAGUUGAAUAAAAUUUGUGAUCGUCCUGGCCUGGCACAAGAUGAGGAAACUGGUAGAUAUCCAAAGGCUUUGUAUGCUUUGGACAGAGAUUUAAAAAAGAUUUUGUUAGAAUGGAUUCAAAAGUUAAAGUUUCCAGAUGGUUACGUGUCCAACUUGUCUAGGUGCGUUGAUUUAAACAGUUUAAAGAUGAUGGGCAUGAAAAGUCAUGAUUGUCAUGUCUUCAUGCAACGACUUUUGCCAAUUGCUCUUCGGGAGCUUCUUCCGGCAGAAGUGUGGGAGCCUUUAACAGAGUUGAGUAUAUUCUUCAGAGAGUUAACCGCCACAUCGCUGAAAAAGGCAGAUCUUCAGAGAUUAGAGCUUGAUAUCCCGAAGAUACUGUGCAAGUUGGAACGUAUAUUUCCGCCGAGUUUUUUUGAUUCGAUGGAACAUCUCCCCGUACACCUUCCAUACGAAGCUAUGAUGGCAGGACCUGUUCAGUAUCGUUGGAUGUAUCCGUUUGAAAGAUACCUGAGAAAACUCAAAAAUAAGGUUUCGAAUAAAGGCAGAGUGGAAGGAAGCAUUAGCAGCGGAUAUCUACUGGAGGAAACAGCAAAAUUUGCAUCUUUUUAUUUCAAGGAUGGUGAUCCGAUGGUACCAUGUCGGAUGCAAAGAAAUGAAGUUUGCGAAAUGGACGUUGAUGAUGAUUUCGACAGAUUAAAUAUUUUCAAACCAAAAGGGCGACCUGUAGGUGCUUGUCGGAACAGAUAUCUGGAUGAUGCUGAAUAUGUUGCUGCCCGAAGCUACAUCCUUUUGAAUUGCCCUGAAAUCGAACCUUACAGAGAAGUUUUUGAAGGUGAGUUGUAUGAAUUCAACCCCGAAAUUACACAGACCGAAGUUGUAGUCAAAUUGGAGAGGGAAUUCGCCUUUUGGUUCGAGCAAUAUGUGAAAGACCCAACUGUCAGUACCAAUCCCUAUAUUCUAAGUCUUGCAAAGGGACCGCUUAGAUCGGUCAAAACAUUCAAGGGGUACUGUGUGAACGGGUUUAAAUUCAAUACUGAAGAAUAUGGGGAGGAUCGGGUCACAAUGAAUAGCGGAGUCUGUGUAAAAGGAUCACUCUGCGGCCCAGCUGAAAGCGACUUUUAUGGAGUGUUGACUGACAUUAUUGAGUUAGAGUAUCCAGCUCUACCAAUAAAGAGGACGGUUUUAUUUAAAUGUAAUUGGUUUGAUCCUACAAAAACGGUUGGUAUGUUAGUCCAUCCUCGGUAUAACAUAGUGGAUGUUAAUCACAGAAGGAGAUACAACAAAUAUGAACCUUUCAUUUUAGCUGAACAGUCCGACCAAGUACAUUACUUACCUUAUCCUAGCAAAAAGCGGGACAAGAAAGAUUGGUGGGCAGUAUGCAAGAUAAAAGCUCGCUCUGAGCUAGACAUGCCUGAAACAACUGUUCCAGCUUUCCAAGAUGAUAGUGCAGAACAUCCGCUCGAUGUCAUAACGAAUGACGACCCGACGAAUUUAGUUGAUCCGAAUGGCGAGGCGGACGAGGCUGCACUACACAACCCUCCAAUAGUAGAUACGGAAGAUGAUUAUCCACCAUCCUCAUCAGACGAUGAUGACAUUGGAGCGGAAGAUGAUAUAGAAAUUGCAUGA
This is a messenger RNA of Mercurialis annua (annual mercury), 3006 nucleotides long. RefSeq lists its product as uncharacterized. Bases 1 to 3006 code for a protein of 1001 amino acids. Lineage: Eukaryota; Viridiplantae; Streptophyta; Magnoliopsida; Malpighiales; Euphorbiaceae. The record is from RefSeq and is a predicted model, not a curated record. The transcript is spliced from 5 exons.